CAAUUGUGCCUGCGUUGCUUGCUGCAAGGGCAUUCUUAUUAUGCGCGCAUGAAACACAGAUAACUACAACCACUGCGGCGCGCGCUGCUUGCUGUAGUCGCACCGCACCGCAAUCAACCCACCAGCCUAUCCUAUCCUAUCGAUAACGCCACGCCACGCCACGGCAUUGACCAACAACACAACGCCCGCCCUCAUAUGCUAUCCCUCCAUACACCGCACUCUGGACGCCCUCAUUCCUCCGCCCGACAUCAGCGAGCCAGCGACGCCGGACAUGUCGCAUGCCGCCCUACCAUCGGCACCCACGGCCAGCCUCUCCAAGGUGCAAUCACACCCACUGGACGAUGCGCCCUCGAGUUUGACUCCGCCACCUUCUACACAGCUCCCAUCGUCGAGCAGAGGCAAAGCGCGCACCCCGACUCCGCCAGUCUCGCACAUCUCCACCCCGCCUCCCACCAUCGAAUUGCACGCCCAGAAUGGCCGAUCGCUGCGCGCAUUCCCUGGAAUACUGUCUGGAGAGGAAUUGGAACCGGCGUCAUCCGAGGAGCUGCGAUUGAAACUCGUCGAGCUGCAAGCCGCAGUUCAGCACGAGAAGAUGCAAGCCGCGCAUUACAAGCUGCAGUACAAUAUGCUCGCACAGGAAAGCGCCGCGGCCAUCGAGCGCAUGCAUGUCGAGGCACGAAUGGCGCAGACCGAGAGCGAUGUCAUUGCGCAAGCCGAGCAGUCCAAAGUGCCCGUGACACCCCUCCCGCAGCAGGAAGGCUUCGUCCCGGUCCAGAAGGCUUUGUACCAGAGAAUGCUCCGUGAUAUUCACAUCUUGCGCGAGAAUGUUCAGGUUUUGGAAAGGGAAACCAAGGAUCAGGACAGGAUGCUUACGAUGCAAGACGAUGAAAUUGCCAGCCUUCGCGAUCGCGCUACUCUGAUGGCCGAGCGCAUUCGUCAGAGCAGAGAGCAGCAGAACCGUUCUCGGCGAGCUCAAUUUUCGUCACGAGUCGAUGCGACACCCCGUUCCGUCUACAGUACCCCUCAGCAGCGUGCACACAUCGGCAAUCGACAGCAGCCGCAAGCCUUUGCCGCGCUCAUUCAGGCCUCAGAAAUGGCGAGCCAGGAAUCUGCCAGAUCAGCGGGCAAGAAAGGCCAUUCCAGGAACGUGCACAGCACUUCCAGUUUGCCAUCUACCCCACAACGAGCUCAAAAGUUGCAGCAACCAGCGUAUCAGACUCCAUCAGGUCGUCAACAACCACGAAAGAUCCCAUCAACUGCACCUGUGGCUCGCAUGAGUGCAAUGCGAACGCCAGACGUCUACGCGCAGACCUCGCUGCCAGUUUCGCAGGCACAAGAUCCACAGUCUGAUGGCACUGUCUCCGCAUCAGACAAUGAUAGCGAGGCAGAGACCGACAUUCUGGACCAGGAUGACGAGAUUCCGCAGUCGCAAGCCUCCCUUUCUGCUUCACAAAUGCUGAGGUCUGGCCAGGAACAGCAGUCAAAGCGAGAUAGCUUCGAAGGCCGAGGUAUGCUUGAGCCUAGCCGUCGAACUGGUGGCGAGAAGUUGAGACAAACGAAAUUAUUCGGGCAGGGCUUGGAGUGGGUGGAGAAAGAGUGCGCCGGCGAGAGAAAGCAGCUCUACCUGUCCAGCGAUACGAAGACAACUUUGUACAAUACUUCCGUCUUUUCCGCUGGCAAGUCGUUACGCAAUGCGCCUCGCAAGAAAACAAAGUCAGGCAAGGUCCGUAUCGGUCCCAUGCAUGGAAAAUGUUGCUUCGGCGCUAAUGUAGUCCUUGAGAAGUCACACGCUGCGCCUUUCGUAUAUAGCAGGCACGCCAUGCCUACACGCGCAAUCACCACCGCAGCUGCCAGAAACGCCGUCUUACACACUCGCGAGCUGCUUGAGGCGAUUAUUCACCAUCUGCCGAUGAGCGACGUACUCAACCUGCGAAGUGUGUGCUCGACGUGGAAGUACACAAUCGAUGACUCCGUCAGCCUCCAGCGCAAGCUGUUCCUCAAAGCCGUUCACACCGGAGACCUGUGGGUGACCGACACGCAUACGAGUACAAUGCGACCGAGCAGCAGCAAACAGAUCCGGGAAAUGUCAGAACAGAACCCGAUGGAGUCACGCUAUCUCGUAGCCCGCCCGUCCCAGCUCAACGCUACCUUCUUCGCGCGCAAACCUGGCCAUGAAAAGACCCCGAUUCUUCAUCGCGCAAAAUAUUGCGAGAGACUGAGCUUCACGGAGCAACCGGAUCAGAUUAAGCACAACACGAUCUGGCAGAGUAUGUUUAUCUGCCAACCAGCAGUUAACGCGGUACACAUCUAUCUACGGUAUUCUGGACUUCUCUACAACAAGAUCUUGCGAUUCUGGUACAUGGACGACCAGGAACUUCGCAUCGAAGUCGUCAACGAAGUGGAGGGUAUCCGGUACAAAGAUGUCGUGGCCGCCAUUCACGCCGCGAUCGAGACGAAACAUCCUGGUCGAGAUGCUGCAGAAUUUGAGAUCAGAGUCUCGGACGAGCAUCAACGCAGAGCAAGCGAGGUUUAUAUGUUGGGGGCUUUGUUUGCGAGUGGGGAGGAGAUCAAAGCGGUGGAGGAGUUGCGAGAUCAGGAAUGUUGGAGCGAGGAGACGUCUCAGUUUAUUCGAGGGAUGGAGAGGGAGCCGAGCUUGUUCUUGAGUGAGGGUCCUGUGGGGGUGAAUAGGACAGGAUGA
This is a messenger RNA of Pseudocercospora fijiensis CIRAD86, 2698 nucleotides long. RefSeq lists its product as uncharacterized. NCBI's taxonomy places the organism in Eukaryota, Fungi, Ascomycota, Dothideomycetes, Mycosphaerellales, Mycosphaerellaceae. The transcript has 2 exons. The record is from RefSeq and is a predicted model, not a curated record. The coding region runs from base 272 to 2698 and encodes 808 amino acids. Gene Ontology annotation, molecular function: protein binding.